AUGCUCGCGUAUCAUUUGAGUCUUCUGCGACUCGGAAAUGAUAAUGAUCAAAAUGAUGAGACAGCAUUAGCACCAAUCUUCAUGGGAUCCCUAUUCCGUCAACUCAAUCUGAUACCAGCACAGUAUGGGCUAUUGGCAGGUGUGAAGCGCAUACAACGCCCGGAAUUCGUAAGCUCUGAAGACGAAGGAAUUAAGAAUGACCCCCGAGUUUUUCUUAAUAUUACUUCGCCAUUGAGCACUUUCAUUUGUGGGUCCCAGGGAUCCGGUAAAAGCCAUACGCUGUCUUGUGUCCUCGAAAGCUGCUUGCUGAGUUCUAACGCGGGUCGACUUUCAAACCCUCUAACGGCUGUUGUCUUCCAUUAUGAUACCUUCAUAUGUGAUAACGGGGGCUCUCCGUGUGAGGCGGCUUUCCUCGCGUCACACCCUGGCAUCACGGUCAGAGUCCUCUGUGCACCGACGAACCUUCGAACAAUCCGGAUGACGUACUCUAGAUUCAAUAUUCACGUGGAACCCUUACAAAUUGAUCAAUCCAGCCUGAAUACGAAGCGUAUGCUUGAUCUUAUGGCAGUGGGGCAAGAGAAGGGACCUAUCCCUCUAUACAUGCACACCGUUCAGCGUAUUCUGCGAGAAAUGCGGCUGUUGCAGCAAGAGACAGACUCUGGAUUUGACUACUAUAUGUUCAAGAAGAAACUUCUGGGGGCUGAUUUACUUCCAAGCCAGCUUGAACCUUUGAAACAAAGACUGGAAACACUUGAGAGUUUCAUGCCUCACCAACAAGUUAGACUUGCACAAAAUUCGAAAAAGUCCAAGGGCAAAGCUCAAAUGAAAGGAUCAAGCUGGACUCCAAAGUACUUGAAGGGUUCAAUUGAUUCUCAAAACUUUACCGAUACACUGCUCUCUACAGUUAGGCUGCAACGCCACUUGGGAGCACGUAUUCUGAUUUCUACUCAAGAACCAACGAUUUCAAGCGACCUGCUCAGUCUUUGUUCUAUCACCAUUGUCCACAAAUUUUCAUCACCGGCAUGGUUACGCGUAUUGCAAGGACAUGUGGCAGCUGCAGCCUUAGGAACUCAGCCAGGUGGACAAGUACUAGACAAUACCGAUGAGGGGUCACCGAAGCACCAAAUGUCAAACAAGUUGUCUUUCAUGAAUCAAAUUGUCGACUUAAAUGUGGGAGAAGCUUUGCUGUUCGCCCCAGGCGCUAUUUUAGAGAGCAAAAUGGAAGGAGUCAACCCACAAGGGCUACGCAGGUUGGGUGCGGGUUAUAUGGUAGUCAAGAUUCGAGAAAGAUUGACUGAGGACGGUGGGCAAAGCGUUCUUGCUGCCUGA
Talaromyces marneffei is the source of this 1329-nucleotide messenger RNA. RefSeq lists its product as uncharacterized. The transcript has 4 exons. Lineage: Eukaryota; Fungi; Ascomycota; Eurotiomycetes; Eurotiales; Trichocomaceae. The record is from RefSeq and is a predicted model, not a curated record. The coding region runs from base 1 to 1329 and encodes 442 amino acids.